GCAACAGUUGCCUCGAGACCCGGCGCCCGGCGCCAUAGUGACCGUAGCCCUGGAGACUGUUACUUGCCAACGGCGGCAACGCGCGGCCCCGGCGGCCGGAGCCCAGCGCAGCCCGCGGCACCCGGCGGGGACGGCAGCAGUGAGCAUGCAGAGUCCAGAGGGUGGAUCAGACUCAGCAGCUUCUGUGGCUCUUCACCCGUCGGCCUCAGCGCAGGCACCAGUGGUGCAGCCAGUGCCAGCCUCGCAGCAGAGGGUUUUGGUCCAAGCCGCGGGCUCUGCUCCCAAAGGGGCACAGAUGCAGCAAAUCUCUGUUCCCAGAGUCCAGCAGGUUCCACAGCAGGUGCAGUCUGUGCAGCACGUUUAUCCAGCCCAGGUGCAGUAUGUGGAAGGAGGAGAAGCUGUUUAUACCAACGGAACCAUACGAGCUGCCUACUCAUACAGCAGCGAGGCGCAGAUUUACGCCCCCGCCAGCGCCGCGCCCUAUUUCGAAGCGCAGGGAGGAGGAGGAGGAGGAGGAGCUCAGGUGACUACAGCGACAUCCUCUCCUACAGCCAUUCCCUCUCACAACAUGGUGGGCAUCACCAUGGACAUUGGGGGAAGUCAGAUCCUCUCCGGCUCGGGAGCCUAUCUCAUUCAUGGGGGGCUGGAGAACUCUAGACAUUCUCUGUCACACACCUCACGCUCCUCUCCAGCAACGCUUGAAAUGGCGAUUGAAAACCUACAAAAAAAUGAAGGGAUUACAUCACACAAAAGCAGUUUGCUCAACAGCCAUCUGCAGUGGCUGCUGGAUAACUACGAGACAGCAGAAGGUGUGAGCCUGCCCCGGAGCUCCCUGUACAACCAUUACCUGAGGCACUGCCAGGAGCACAAGCUGGACCCCGUCAACGCCGCCUCCUUCGGGAAGCUCAUCCGCUCCGUCUUCAUGGGGCUGAGGACUCGGCGCCUGGGCACCAGGGGAAAUUCCAAAUAUCACUACUACGGGAUCCGCCUGAAGCCGGAGUCGCCGCUGAACCGCCUGCAGGAGGACACGCAGUACAUGGCCAUGAGGCAGCAGCCCAUCCACCAGAAGCAAAGGUACAGAGCAGCCCAGAAGAUGGAUGGGAUGGCAGAGAGUGCAUCCAACAGCACCCCCCACACCACACCCGAGCAGUCAGUGGCUGCCCAGUGCCAGCACCACCAGCAGUUCAUAGAUGUAACCCACGUGUUUCCUGAGUUCCCAGCCCCUGAUCUUGGUAAUGUGCUCUUACAAGAAGGUUUCACCUUGAACGAUGUGAAAACUCUGCAGGUUCUCUACAGGAGACACUGUGAGGCCACUUUGGAUGUGGUGAUGCACCUCCAGUUCCACUACAUUGAGAAGCUGUGGCAAUCCUUCUGGAGCCCCAAGGCAGCCCCCAGUGAUGGCCCCACUGCUCUGCCCUCCAGUGAAGAGGAACCCGAAGGGACCCUCCCAAAGGACAAACUGAUCACCCUGUGCAAGUACGAGCCCAUCCUCAAGUGGAUGAGGAGCUGUGACCACAUCCUGUACCAGGCCCUGGUGGAGAUCCUCAUCCCUGACGUGCUCAGGCCAGUGCCCAGCACGCUGACCCAGGCCAUCCGGAACUUUGCCAAGAGCUUGGAAGGAUGGCUGAUGAAUGCCAUGAGUGAAUUCCCCCCCCAGGUCGUGCAGACCAAGGUGGGGGUGGUGAGUGCCUUUGCCCAGACCCUGCGCAGGUACACGUCCCUGAACCACCUGGCGCAGGCGGCGCGCGCCGUGCUGCAGAACACGUCCCAGAUCAACCAGAUGCUCAGCGACCUCAACCGCGUGGACUUCGCCAACGUGCAGGAGCAGGCCUCGUGGGUGUGCCAGUGUGAGGAGGGCAUGGUGCAGAAGCUGGAGCAGGAUUUCAAGCUGACUCUGCAGCAGCAGAGCUCUCUGGACCAGUGGGCCAGCUGGCUGGACAACGUGGUCACUCAAGUGCUGAAGCAUCACGAGGGCAGCCCCAGCUUCCCCAAGGCAGCCAGGCAGUUCCUGUUGAAGUGGUCUUUCUACAGCUCCAUGGUGAUCCGGGACCUCACCCUGCGCAGCGCCGCCAGCUUUGGCUCCUUCCACCUGAUCCGCCUGCUCUACGACGAGUACAUGUUCUACCUGGUGGAGCACCGUGUGGCCCAGGCAACAGGGGAGACCCCAAUUGCUGUCAUGGGAGAGUUUGGUGACCUCACAUCCCUGUCCCCGACGCUGCUGGACAAAGACGACAUCAGCGAGCUGGGCACCGAGGGGGACCCGGGGGAGCCGCUGGUCAAGCGGGAGCGCAGCGAGCCCGGCCACUCCCUGCACGACAUCUGAGACCCGGGAUGGACCUGGCCACUCCCUGCACGACAUCUGAGACCCGGGAUGGACCUGGCCACUCCCUGCAGGACAUCUGAGACCCGGGAUGGACCUGGCCACUCCCUGCAGGACAUCUGAGACCCGGGAUGGACCUGGCCACUCCCUGCACGACAUCUGAGACCCGGGAUGGACCUGGCCACUCCCUGCAGGACAUCUGAGACCCGGGAUGGACCUGGCCACUCCCUGCACGACAUCUGAGACCCGGGACACACCUGGCCACUCCCUGCAGGACAUCUGACAUCUGACCCGGGGCUGGAGCGAGCCAUCCAUCCGGAGCCAGGCGGGGCGUGCCAAGCCCGGGCCCCCCCGGAUCUGCGUUAUUAUAGUGCCUCUUAGUUUCUCUUUCUGUUUACUUGUGUUUGAGGAUGGGCUGAGCCAGUUUGGCUGCCAGUGUCCCUCCGGAGGGGAGGGAGAAGCUCCAGAGUGUGCUCCCAAGGGAUGGAGGGCUCUGUGGCCAGCAGCAGGUGGGAUGUGCCUGGCUGGAGGAGCUCUCCUGCCUCUCCAGCUGAAGCACAAACGAGGCUUUCUCUGUCAGGGAAGGUGCUUUGGGUUCCUUCCCCUCGUCUCAGACUUCACUGUGAUACAAACUUGAACCAAUCAGUGCCCAAGAAGAAGGAAAAGUACCCGGCCCUUCUCCUGCAGCCUUUCCAGACAAGCUGUGCUGGCUCUGGCUUUGCCAAAUCUCUUGCACGGGGGGCACAGGGCAGCUGGUGUCCCUUGUCCCCCCUGGGGAGAGGCUCCAGGCUGCACAUCCCGACGGACACAGGCGUGCUCUGGGACUGUGGGAUGAGCAUUCCCACCUGCUUCCAUGGCCCCCCAGCCUGGCCCUUCACCCCAACGCUCCUGGGAUGCCAACAGCCAACUCAAGAUACCAAAGGACUCCGAGGCAGUGGCAGCUGGAGGCAGAGCGUGUCCAUUGUCCCACGUGCCACGAGUGCCUGGGGGCAAUCCCGUGGUGAUUCCAUGGUGAUCCCAUGGAAAUCCCGUGGCAAUCCUGUGGUGAUCCCGUGGUGAUCCCGUGAUGAUCCCAUGGCAAUCCUGUGGUGAUCCCAUGGUGAUUCCAUGGCAAUCCCAUGAUGAUCCCAUGGCAAUCCCAUGGCAAUCCUGUGGUGAUCCCAUGGCAAUCCCCUGAUGAUCCCAUGGCAAUCCCAUGAUGAUCCCAUGGCAAUCCCAUGAUGAUCCCAUGGCAAUCCCAUGGCAAUCCCAUGAUGAUCCCACGGCAAUCCCCGUCCUCCACGGUGCCCAGGCAGACAGGAACUGGUCCCACAUCCUGGGGUUUGUGAAAUUCCCACCCCCUGUCCUGCUCUGAGGUUGAAGGAGGGUCUGGAGCAGGGGCAAGGGGGGGUGACCGCGGUGCCUUAGGAGGGCCUUGUUCCCAUUCCCUGCUCCAGGUGGCCCAGCACGGCUCAGACUGGCCCAGCUCAGCUCAGACUGGCCCAGCUCGGCUCAGACUGGCCCAGCAUGGCUCAGACUGGCUCAGCUCAGCUCAGACUGGCCCAGCACGGCUCAGACUGGCCCAGCCCAGCUCAGACUGGCCCAGCACGGCUCAGACUGGCCCAGCAAAGCUCAGACUGGCUCAGCUCAGCUCAGACUGGCCCAACAGAGCUCAGACUGGCUCAGCUCAGCUCAGACUGGCCCAACAGAGCUCAGACUGGCUCAGCUCAGCUCAGACUGGCCCAGCUCAGCUCAGACUGGCUCAGCUCAGCUCAGACUGGCCCAGCUCAGCUCAGACUGGCCCAGCUCAGCUCAGACUGGCCCAGCACGGCUCAGACUGGCUCAGCUCAGCUCAGACUGGCCCAGCUCAGCUCAGACUGGCCCAGCUCAGCUCAGACUGGCCCAGCACAGCUCAGACUGGCUCAGCUCAGCUCAGACUGGCCCAGCUCAGCUCAGACUGGCCCAGCACGGCUCAGACUGGCCCAGAUCAGCUCAGACUGGCCCAGCAAAGCUCAGACUGGCCCAGCAUGGCUCAGACUGGCCCAGCAUGGCUCAGACUGGCCCAGCAUGGCUCAGACUGGCCCAGCAUGGAUCAGACUGGCCCAGCACGGCUCAGACUGGCCCAGACUGGCCCAGCUCAGCUCAGACUGGCCCAGCACGGCUCAGACUGGCCCAGCUCAGCUCAGACUGGCCCAGCACGGCUCAGACUGGCCCAGCAUGGAUCAGACUGGCCCAGCACGGCUCAGACUGGCCCAGCACGGCUCAGACUGGCCCAGCUCAGCUCAGACUGGCCCAGCUCAGCUCAGACUGGCCCAGCAUGGAUCAGACUGGCCCAGCACGGCUCAGACUGGCCCAGCACGGCUCAGACUGGCCCAGCACGGCUCAGACUGGCCCAGCAAAGCUCAGACUGGCCCAGCAUGGAUCAGACUGGCCCAUCCCAGGUGGGGAGGGGCUGGCACAGACCCCCAGCACUCUGCUCUUCCCUCUCUGGGUCCCUUGGCCUUUCCCGUGGGGCUGAGCUGGGGGGGCUCUGCAGGGUUUAUCCCCUCCCCAUGUCCUGGGGGGUCUGUGCUGCCAUGGACUGCCCUGGGGUGCUGUGGGCCACAGGGCAGAGGAGGGGGGAUCUGUCAUCAAAACAAAGCCCUGGGGCAAACCUCUCUGUGAAUAAAGGCCGUGUCAUAAAUAGCUUUUAUUAUUAUGGUUUCUGGUGAUGCAGUGUUUGGUGUGAGCUUUUCCAGGUGUGCAUUUGCCUAGCAGAGUGUCUUCUACCCAAAUCUCUGAUUUUCUCACUCCCAGUGGCACCGAGGCAGCUGUGGCACUUCCAGACACGCUGCUAAUGGCAAGUGACACGGGCGUGUGUGCAGUGGCACAUCCUCCCUCUGCCCCCUCCUUGUGCCAGGGCAGUGUUUGUCUGUAAAUGUCUCACAUGGAAGUGGCAGGAGAGAAGUGAGAGAGGCAGAUUUAAAUGUACAUAGCCAUGAAAACUCCCCGGGUCAGAGUCCACACUUGGGAUCCUGCUGACGAGAUAAGAAGAGUCUAAAAAAACAACAGAGCAACCAAAUCUUUACUGCCCUGCUCCCACUGAGGGCCACAGAAGUUCAGCUCUUCCUCUGAGGGAAGCCAGCGUGCAAAGGAGAUGCUCUGGAGCUCUGCAGCAGCGUGUGAGGAGGCUGGAGCAGCACCCAAACCCCUCCACAGAAUUCCCAGCUACAGCUGAACAGCAAUAAAUGUGUAUCCAAGCCAGGCCUGCACAA
Messenger RNA from Passer domesticus (house sparrow), 5553 nucleotides. It is a transcript of the gene RFX2, whose product is annotated as regulatory factor X2. NCBI's taxonomy places the organism in Eukaryota, Metazoa, Chordata, Aves, Passeriformes, Passeridae. Gene Ontology annotation, cellular component: nucleus. The coding region runs from base 146 to 2323 and encodes 725 amino acids. Gene Ontology annotation, biological process: regulation of transcription by RNA polymerase II. Gene Ontology annotation, molecular function: DNA-binding transcription factor activity, RNA polymerase II-specific; RNA polymerase II cis-regulatory region sequence-specific DNA binding. The transcript has 18 exons. The record is from RefSeq and is a predicted model, not a curated record.